Hypoxylon trugodes is the source of this 1249-nucleotide messenger RNA. RefSeq lists its product as uncharacterized. Gene Ontology annotation, molecular function: NADH dehydrogenase (ubiquinone) activity. The transcript is spliced from 2 exons. The record is from RefSeq and is a predicted model, not a curated record. NCBI's taxonomy places the organism in Eukaryota, Fungi, Ascomycota, Sordariomycetes, Xylariales, Hypoxylaceae. The coding region runs from base 265 to 1137 and encodes 290 amino acids.
ACACGUUCUUACCUAAGCAGUAAUUAAUCGGAAUAGAAUUCAACAUUGUUCCGCGAAUUGGGAACUACUUUCACUUGAUUGGCCCAACUUCUUUUCCAUACUGUGAUACACUGUGGGGAUGUGUACCCACCCUUAGGUAAUUCAAUUCGAUCUCGAGUCUGUAAACUUCAUAGAUGGUACCUAGAUAAUAAUUAAACGGAUAACACUCACUAAAGUCGCAACCCAUCCUCUAUCAAUUGGCUCGCCUGCCACUACCUACCGAUCAUGGCGACCAAUAUCUGCCGAAGUAGAGCUCUCGCCUCAGCUCUGCGACCUGCGAAGCCUUCGUUACAGGCCCGAAACGAGCAGAUCGUCCGCUGCAUCGCUUCCACUGCUCGACAAAAUGUCGCUAUGCCCAAGGAUGCUCCGAACAUGAGGCACGCACCUCGAGACCACCCCAAGGAGCUUAGAGCCCCCAUCGUCAACCCCGCCGACAAAUAUUCCACAAAGUCCGACGAUUUACAUCGUUACGGAGCUUGGCUUAUGGGCUGUUUGCCCAAAUACAUCCAGCAGUUCUCCGUUUGGAAGGAUGAGCUCGUUAUCUAUAUCCCGCCUUCCGGGGUUAUACCAGUAUUUUCCUUCCUCAAAUACAAUUCGGCUGCCGAGUUUACCCAAGUCAGUACCGUUACGGCCGUCGACUUCCCAACCAGAGAUCAGCGAUUUGAGGUUGUCUACAACUUAUUGAGUGUGAGACAUAACGCGCGAAUCCGAGUUAAGACGUACGCCGACGAGGCCACACCGGUACCAAGUAUCACUCCCCUAUUCGAUGGCGCCAACUGGUACGAGCGAGAAGUCUACGAUCUAUUUGGUGUUUUCUUCGUUGGCCACCCGGAUCUGCGCCGAAUCAUGACCGACUACGGUUUCGAAGGUCACCCUUUGAGGAAGGAUUUCCCUCUGACCGGAUACACCGAAAUUCGGUAUGAUGAAGAGAAGAAGCGCAUUGUUACGGAGCCAUUAGAGUUGACACAGGCAUUCCGUAAUUUCGAGGGAGGUUCUACAUCUUGGGAACCCGUCGGACCCGGUACCGACCGCAAGCCAGAGAGCUUCAAAUUACCUACACCCAAACCCGAGGAAAAGAAAGAGGAGCCUAAGAAAUAGAUGCCACCUAGCGCAACUUGUAUAUAAAUGUGAUACAAUUAACACUGUUACCAUCCAGUACGCAGCUACGGUUUAAUACGUAUCACGAAGGACCAUGAAAAACGCUCUACUA